This is a messenger RNA of Caenorhabditis angaria, 1483 nucleotides long. NCBI's taxonomy places the organism in Eukaryota, Metazoa, Nematoda, Chromadorea, Rhabditida, Rhabditidae. The record is from the annotation of a GenBank genome assembly.
AUGGUUCUGAUAGAUUCUAUUUUUAUUGGAAUUCAUACGGUAUUAUCCACUGUUGGUUGUGUGGCGAAUCUUUUGGUGUUCUAUUUGGCGGUUUUUAAGUCACCAAAGGUAAAUUUUUAGGAAGGUGUAGUAAAUUGGGAAAUAUUUCUCGAUUGAAAUCUUUUUCAGAAAAAAUUGGUUUUAAUUAAAUUUCUAUGAACUUAUUUAGUUUCAGGAUUCACGCAAAACAUCAAAUGAUCUGAAUAUUCUCUGAAUAUUUUUAGAAAAUAUAAAUUACGUCCCAUCUAGAAAAAAUUGAAAGUAUCAAUUUAGAAAUUUCUGAUCUUUAAAAUAAUGUGAUUAUUAGGUAAUCCUCGAUUUGAAAUAGAAAUUCUAGUUUUGAUAACUAGAACUUCGUUUUUUUUCAAAAAUAAUACCACUUCACUCAAAUCCUCACAGGCUAUUGCUUCCUACACAACUCUAAUUAUCAAUGUUGCCAUCACCGAUUUCCUUUGCUGUUUCACCGAUUUCUUCAUUCAACAACGUCACAUUCCAGCUGGUUUUACUCUCGCUUACACUUCUCACGGAUUCUGUACUAAAGUUGGACCACAUUUCUGCUUUCUCAUGUAACUAUAACUUUCAUCUUUAACAAAUUCCAGACGAAACCCUUGAAAGUAAGCAGUUUUUUUCAGAUACAGUAUAAACAUCCACUUUAUUGCUCAUGGUUUAUGGUCUCUUUUAUUAGGUUUUGCCUAUCGAUAUUAUAUUCUAUUUCAUCCAUCACCAUCUCGAAGAACAUUGAUUUUUGUGUUGAUGAUUGUCUAUACUCCAUCUUUCCUUCAAAUGUUUAUAUUUCUUUGGGCCGAUGAUGAUCCGAAUGAACUUCUGGCUAUUCUUAUGAAAAAGUUUCCAGAUUAUCAUCUUGAAAGUAAGCACAACUGUAUCUUCAAUAACAAUAACAAUUUCAUUCAAUUUUUCAGAUGAAACUGUUAGUGGUACUAUUAAUAUUAUAAAUUUCCCUGCAUUAUAUACAAUAAUCCACAUGGCUGUUCCAAUUGGGCCAGUUUAUGUUUGCAUCGGGAUUUUGAGGAAGAAAAUUAUCAACAAGCUCAUGAAAAACUCGGGAGAUAUGUCAGCAAAAACACGUGAACUUCAUUCACAACUUCUUCGUGCUCUCACUUAUCAAGCAAUGAUUCCGGCAUUCUACUCGAUUUCUAUUACUUCUUACACAAUUGGACAAUUUUUCUACAACCAUCCAAUUUUCGAAUAUACAACUCUCACUGGUUUUCUAUUUAUGCCAGUUCUUUCUCCAAUUUCUUCGAUGGUUUUCAUUCAAAUUUAUCGAAAACGUGUUACUAUUUGGAUUUAUAAAUUGAUAAGAAAAGAUAUUCCAAAAGAAUGGCUGAUGAAUUUGAAUAGCACAACUGGAAAAGGUCAUUCGGCACAAGUUGGUGGAAGAUCUGGACAAAUAUCACAAGAAAACACAAGUGCACGAAAAAUAUAA